This is a messenger RNA of Lacerta agilis (Sand lizard), 2617 nucleotides long. It is a transcript of the gene PKP3, whose product is annotated as plakophilin 3. Gene Ontology annotation, biological process: cell-cell adhesion; cell-cell junction assembly. The record is from RefSeq and is a predicted model, not a curated record. NCBI's taxonomy places the organism in Eukaryota, Metazoa, Chordata, Lepidosauria, Squamata, Lacertidae. The transcript is spliced from 14 exons. Gene Ontology annotation, molecular function: cadherin binding. The coding region runs from base 121 to 2616 and encodes 831 amino acids. Gene Ontology annotation, cellular component: cytoplasm; adherens junction; plasma membrane.
AGUUUAAUUCAGCCAGGUGCUUGCAGAAGGAAGUAUCUGCCCAGUCGGCAGCCUCUGGGACCUCAACAGCCCCGGGCAAAGAAGACACGUGGGGAAAUUGUCUCCGUCGUCACUGAGAGGAUGCUGCAGCAGGGGAACAAACUGCCUAGGAUGCCAAACACUCCGGAGGAUGGCGUGUGCUCCUUGGCGCUGCCCUCGGACAAGCAGCUGGACAGGAAGAGCGAGGCCCCCGACGCCGUCGAGGGGUUCAAGAGCGCCCGGGUGCAGGAGCAGGUCCGCAUGAGGAUGCUGCAGAAGAGCCACUCGACCCCCAGGACCAACGGAGCAAUGAUGGACUACGCGGAGCUGAAAGGUGGAAACUCCACCAAUGGCCAAUGCAGCACUCUGCAGCAGCACUACAGCUCCAGAUCCCAGACAAAUGGCACAGCCCCCAAAAGCUCUCUGUACCAAACACCAGCUGGAAAGAAAGGUUACAGCACCGUGAAAAAUACUAGCUGGUCCUCUCGCUCAGCGGUGGACCUCAGACCCAACAACAGAAUGGCCUCCAUCAGCAAUGGCAUUGGGCAAAAGGGCCUGGCUUAUAGCCCAAAUUACACGCUGUCUCAGUCUGCCGGCACUGCCCCCCGCCCCAGGUCUUUACAUGAGCGGAACUACCGGGGGCAUCAGAACUAUGACACCAUGUCCCUGCGCUCCCUGCGCCUGGCGGAUGGGCCAGGCAGUCCUGGGGGUGUGGAUGACCACUACAGCAUUGUGUCUGAGCAGCUGGAUCCACUGGCUCAGGCAGCUCUCUACAAAAACCGGGCAGGUGGCGGCUUCAGCAGAUCCUACACCUUUGAAAGGCAGAUGAGCGCCGGCUCCAAUGCCGGCAUGAAGGGGCCCAUCGACUGGAUGGAUGGCGUGGAGGCACCACAGAACAGGCCCAUCAUCCGCGCACCGGCCAUGCGCACCUUGCAGCGCUUCCAGAGCAACAACCGCACCCGCACGGGCAGCUACGGUGCGGUCCAUGCUUCUCAGGUCGGGAACUCCUAUGCAGGAAUGAUGGAACGCAGUUCCCGUGCCCCCUCUGUGCGCAGCUUGGCUGACUCCAACCACCAUUUGCAAGACCUGCGUGCCAUUGACAUGUACGAUGGUCAGAACACACUGAUGUCCCAGCAGUCCUUCUCUGGAGGGUUUGAUGACAUUGAUCUCCCUUCUGCGGUGAAAUACCUGAUGGCCAGUGACCCCAACCUACAGGUGCUUGGAGCUGCCUACAUCCAGCACAAAUGCUAUAGUGACAAUGAUGCCAAGAAACAGGCUCGCAGCCUCCAAGCCGUGCCCAAACUAGUGAAGCUCUUCAACAACUCCAACCAUGAGGUGCAGCGCCAUGCCACUGGAGCCAUGCGCAACCUCAUCUAUGACAAUGCUGAAAACAAGCUGGCCCUGGUGGAAGAAAACGGGAUCUAUGAGCUGAUGCGUACUUUAUGCGAGCAAGAUGAUGAAUUGCGCAAGAAUGUCACAGGCAUCCUCUGGAAUCUGUCUUCCAGCGAUAACCUCAAGGACCGCCUGGCCCGUGACACACUGGAGAAGCUCACAGACCUGGUCUUGAUUCCCCUGUCUGGGACAGGCAGUGCUGCUCUUAUCCAGCAAAAUGCCUCAGAGGCAGAAAUCUUCUACAAUGCUACUGGCUUCCUCAGGAAUCUUAGCUCUGCCAGCCAGCAAACUCGUCAGAAGAUGCGUGAAUGCCAUGGGCUGGUAGACUCCAUGGUCAAUUACAUUAACAGCUCACUAGAAGUAGGGAAGUCAGAGGACAAGAGUGUAGAGAAUGCCGUCUGUGUACUGCGCAACCUCUCCUACCGUCUCUAUGAUGAGAUGCCUCCUUCUGCACUCCAGAGACUGGAAGGCCAAAGGAGGGGUGAGGGGCCAACCAUGACUAGCGAGCUGGUUGGAUGCUUCAGCCCACAGGGCAGGAGAGCUCGAGAGCUCCACAUGAACUCAGACAUUGUGACUUUCACAGAGGUAUCUAAGGAUCCCAAAGGGAUGGAGUGGCUGUGGAACCCUCAAAUUAUAGGAGUGUACAACAGGCUGCUGCAGAGAUGUGAGCUAAACAAGCACACCACGGAGGCAGCCUCUGGGGCUCUUCAGAACAUCACAGCAGGAGACCGGAGGUGGGCUGGUGUCCUCAGCAGAGUGGCUUUGGAGCAAGAGAGGAUCCUGAACCCAGUGCUGGACAGAGUCCGCACAGCUGACCAUCACCAACUUCGUUCACUGACAGGACUGAUUCGGAAUCUCUCCCGGAAUGCGCGCAAUAAGGAUGAGAUGUCAACCAAGGUGGUGAGUCAUUUGAUCGAGAAGCUCCCAGGCAGCUCUGGAGAGAAGUGGCCUCCAACAGACGUGGUUGUCAACAUUAUUGCUGUGCUGAACAACUUGGUUGUGGAAAGCCCCGUUGCUGCACGUGACAUUGUCUACUUUGAUGGCCUGCGGAAACUAUUCUACAUCAAGAAGAAAAGGGACAGCUCAGACAGUGAGAAGUCAUCGAGAGCCGCUUCCAGCCUCCUGACCAACAUGUGGCAGUACAGCAAGCUUCAUCGGGACUAUAAGACGAAGGGCUAUCGAAAAGAAGACUUUGUUGGCCUGUAAA